AUGCAGCAGCCCGCGUCCCCGGCCUCGCGCAGCGGCACCCCGCGCCUGCGCAGGCGCGACUCGUCGGCGCCCAACACCCCGCGCGCGGGCCCCUGCGGCCUCGGCGGCGUCGGGAGGCGGACCACGUUCCGGGAGGACGUCGGCCACGCGGCCGCCGAGACCUACCUCGUCACGCGCCUCACCUUCAUCCUCCUCCGCUCCCUCGGGGUAGGCUCUCGGUGGAUAUGUCAACUUCUUGCGCUCCUCAUAUAUGCAGUUUUACUUAUGCCCGGUUUCAUAAGAGUUGGGUACUAUUAUUUUUUCUCAAGUCAGGUUCUUAGAAGCAUAGUGUAUGGAGACCAACCAAGAAAUAGGUUGGAUAUGUACAUACCCACUGAUCGUAGCAAACCCAAUCCAGUUGUGGUAUUUGUAACUGGUGGAGCUUGGAUCAUUGGUUACAAGGCGUGGGGUGCCCUUCUUGGAAGACGGCUAGCAGAGCGUGGAAUUAUAGUCGCUUGCGUUGAUUAUAGAAAUUUCCCCCAAGGAACAAUAAGUGACAUGGUCAGUGAUGCUUCUGAGGCAAUUUCAUUUAUUUGUGAUACCGUUGCUAGCUAUGGAGGAGAUCCUAAUCAGAUUUACUUGAUGGGUCAAUCAGCAGGAGCACAUAUCGCCGCAUGUGCUCUCUUGGAGCAAGCAGUUAAAGAAUCUCAAGGAGAAGAAAUUUAUUGGAGUGUUACUCAAAUAAAAUCAUAUUUUGGUUUAUCUGGAGGAUACAACAUGCAAAAUUUGGUUGAUCAUUUUCAUAAACGUGGUCUUUAUCGUUCAAUUUUUCUCAGCAUAAUGGAGGGAAGGAGAUCAUUGCCACAGUUCUCUCCGGAAAUUAUUGCUAAAAAAUUAACUCAUGGAGCCAUAGCUCUACUUCCUGAGAUUGUACUUUUUCAUGGAACAGGAGAUUACUCGAUACCAUCGUCUGCUAGUAAAAUUUUUGCGGAUGUCCUCAAAAAAGCUGGUGCAAAAGCUAAAGUACAAUUGUACAGAGGAAAAACCCAUACUGAUGUAUUUGUACAGGAUCCACUUAGGGGUGGCAAAGACCCACUGGUUGAGGAUGUGGUUUCUAUAAUCCACGCCGAUGAUGCAGAUGCACGCCACAAGUAUGAUGAUUCGGCACCUAGCCCCGAGCGCCUGGUUUCCGAGUGGCGGAUAAUGUUGGCCCGGCAAAUCAGCCCAUUUUGAACAGGUAGAUUACUUCAUCAGCCAUUAAUUUGCUUGUUUAUUAUACUGUUCAACACGAAUGCACUAGAAUGCAAGAAUCUGGGCACGUGUGUUCUAAGAUGAGGAAUUGCAUGAGGUCCAGGAGAAUUGUCAUAGUUCUUUUUUUUUUUUUGAAAUUGUCAUAGUUUUGAUAAUACCAAGCAACGGAGCUUCAAGCUCACCUGUGGCAGCAUGUUCGCACUGAAUAAAAUAUAGGUUGUAGGUAAUAUAUAGCAAAAAUUCCGGGAACAUAGAUCCGCGUUUGUAUAGUUGGUACAAUUACAAAUAUGAAGCAAUUCAUUGAAAUUUAGAUAUAAUGCUUUCGUACACAAGAGACU
Messenger RNA from Triticum dicoccoides, 1568 nucleotides. Its product is annotated as probable isoprenylcysteine alpha-carbonyl methylesterase ICME. NCBI's taxonomy places the organism in Eukaryota, Viridiplantae, Streptophyta, Magnoliopsida, Poales, Poaceae. The transcript is spliced from 12 exons. Bases 1 to 1212 code for a protein of 403 amino acids. The record is from RefSeq and is a predicted model, not a curated record.